This is a messenger RNA of Paramecium pentaurelia, 466 nucleotides long. Lineage: Eukaryota; Ciliophora; Oligohymenophorea; Peniculida; Parameciidae. The record is from the annotation of a GenBank genome assembly.
UAAUGAAAAAUUUCUCUUAGUUUUUAUCUGAAAAUUUACAGGAAGGGAAUGAAAUCAAACCAAAACCUGAUUUUUCAAAAUAUUAAUUUUGGGGAUUAUACUUUUCUGCAAGUUGGUGUCCUCCUUGUCGAUAAUUUACAGGGAUGUUAAAAAAUUUUUAUGAUGAAAUAAGAAAAUCAAAAACUUUUGAGAUUGUGUUAGUUACUCAUGAUGAGAAUGAAAGAGAUUUCAUGAAAUAUUAUUAAAAAAUGCCUUGGUUGGCAAUUCCAUGGUCUGAAAAGAUGGCUAUAAGUUAUUUGACAAGAAUUUGCAAGCCAUAAACAAUACCACAUCUAUGUAUAUUUGAUUAGGAUGGUAAUUAUGUUACAUGUGGAGCCAGAGAUGAUAUUGCUAUGUAUGGAAUGAAGGCUUGGAAUCAUUGGGAAGACAUUGCUGAAGAAAGAAGGAAAUAUAGAUAAAAAUGAUU